Molecule: messenger RNA, 3054 nt
Organism: Ficedula albicollis (Collared flycatcher)
Lineage: Eukaryota; Metazoa; Chordata; Aves; Passeriformes; Muscicapidae
Gene: EEF2
Product: eukaryotic translation elongation factor 2
Exons: 14
Coding region: 63-2603 (846 amino acids)
Biological process (GO): translational elongation
Cellular component (GO): ribonucleoprotein complex; cytosol
Molecular function (GO): ribosome binding; GTPase activity; translation elongation factor activity
Source: RefSeq, a predicted model, not a curated record
UCUGAGUCCCCCUUCUCUCCUCCCUCAAGGUGAACUUCACAGUAGACCAGAUACGGGCCAUCAUGGACAAAAAGGCCAACAUCAGGAACAUGUCCGUGAUCGCCCACGUGGACCACGGCAAGUCCACGCUGACGGAUUCCCUGGUGUGCAAGGCCGGGAUCAUCGCCUCGGCGCGGGCCGGCGAGACCCGCUUCACUGACACCCGCAAGGACGAGCAGGAACGGUGCAUCACCAUCAAAUCCACAGCCAUUUCUCUGUUUUAUGAGCUCUCUGAGAACGACUUGGCUUUCAUCAAGCAGAGCAAGGAUGGUUCUGGUUUCUUGAUCAACCUCAUUGACUCCCCUGGGCACGUGGACUUCUCCUCAGAGGUCACUGCAGCUCUGCGAGUCACUGACGGUGCCCUGGUCGUCGUGGAUUGUGUCUCUGGCGUGUGUGUGCAGACAGAGACCGUGCUGCGUCAGGCCAUCGCCGAGAGGAUCAAGCCUGUGCUGAUGAUGAACAAGAUGGACCGAGCGCUGCUGGAGCUGCAGCUGGAGCCUGAGGAGCUGUACCAAACCUUCCAGCGCAUCGUGGAGAACGUCAACGUCAUCAUCUCCACCUACGGAGAGGGAGAGAGCGGCCCCAUGGGCAACAUCAUGAUUGACCCGGUGCUCGGGACCGUGGGCUUUGGCUCGGGCCUGCACGGCUGGGCCUUCACCCUGAAGCAGUUUGCUGAGAUGUACGUGGCAAAAUUUGCUGCCAAGGGAGAUGCCCAGCUCAGCCCGGCCGAGCGUGCCAAGAAAGUCGAGGACAUGAUGAAGAAGCUGUGGGGAGACAGAUACUUUGACCCUGCUACUGGCAAAUUCAGCAAAUCUGCCACCAGCCCUGAUGGAAAGAAACUGCCCAGGACCUUCUGCCAGCUCAUCCUUGACCCCAUCUUCAAGGUUUUCGAUGCAAUCAUGAACUUCAAGAAAGAAGAGGCAGCAAAACUGAUUGAGAAACUGGACAUCAAGCUGGACAGUGAGGACAAGGACAAGGAGGGCAAACCCCUGCUGAAGGCCGUGAUGAGGCGGUGGCUGCCAGCUGGAGAUGCCCUGCUGCAGAUGAUCACCAUCCACCUGCCUUCCCCCGUCACAGCCCAGAAGUAUCGCUGCGAGCUGCUCUACGAGGGCCCCCCCGACGAUGAGGCUGCCAUAGGCAUUAAGAACUGUGACCCCAAAGGCCCCCUGAUGAUGUACAUCUCCAAAAUGGUGCCAACCUCUGACAAGGGACGUUUCUACGCUUUUGGUCGUGUCUUCUCUGGUCUCGUCUCAACUGGCUUGAAAGUCAGAAUCAUGGGACCAAACUACACACCUGGCAAGAAGGAGGAUCUGUACCUGAAACCAAUUCAAAGGACCAUUCUCAUGAUGGGUCGCUACGUGGAGCCCAUCGAGGACGUGCCUUGUGGAAACAUCGUGGGGCUGGUUGGUGUGGACCAGUUCCUGGUGAAGACUGGAACCAUCACCACCUUCGAGCACGCCCACAACAUGAGGGUGAUGAAGUUCAGCGUCAGCCCCGUGGUGCGCGUGGCCGUGGAGGCCAAGAACCCGGCUGACCUGCCCAAGCUGGUGGAGGGGCUGAAACGCCUGGCCAAGUCUGACCCCAUGGUGCAGUGCAUCAUUGAGGAGUCUGGGGAGCACAUCAUCGCUGGCGCUGGGGAGCUGCACCUGGAGAUCUGCCUGAAGGACCUGGAGGAGGACCACGCCUGCAUCCCCAUUAAGAAAUCGGAUCCCGUGGUGUCGUACCGCGAGACGGUCAGCGAGGAGUCCAACGUGAUGUGCCUUUCCAAGUCCCCCAACAAGCACAACCGGCUGUACAUGAAGGCCAGGCCCUUCCCCGACGGGCUGGCCGAGGACAUUGACAAGGGCGAGGUGUCGGCGCGCCAGGAGCUGAAGCAGCGCGCGCGGUACCUGGCUGAGAAGUACGAGUGGGACGUCACCGAGGCCAGGAAGAUCUGGUGCUUCGGGCCCGACGGCACCGGCCCCAACAUCCUCACUGACAUCACCAAGGGAGUGCAGUACCUCAACGAGAUCAAGGACAGCGUGGUGGCCGGCUUCCAGUGGGCCACCAAGGAGGGGGUGCUGUGCGAGGAGAACAUGCGCGCCGUGCGUUUCGACGUGCACGACGUCACCCUGCACGCCGACGCCAUCCACCGCGGCGGCGGCCAGAUCAUCCCCACGGCCCGGCGCUGCCUCUACGCCUGCGUGCUCACCGCCCAGCCACGCCUCAUGGAGCCCAUCUACCUGGUGGAGAUCCAGUGCCCGGAGCAGGUGGUCGGAGGCAUUUACGGCGUGCUGAACAGGAAACGUGGCCACGUGUUUGAGGAGACCCAGGUGGCCGGGACCCCCAUGUUUGUGGUCAAGGCCUACCUGCCUGUCAACGAGUCCUUCGGUUUCACAGCAGAUUUGAGGUCCAACACAGGGGGCCAAGCCUUCCCCCAGUGUGUGUUUGACCACUGGCAGAUCCUGCCCGGGGACCCCUUCGACAGCGCCAGCCGGCCGUGCCAGGUGGUGGCCGAGACCCGCAAACGCAAAGGGCUCAAGGAAGGAAUCCCUGCCCUCGACAACUUCCUGGACAAACUCUAAUCAAACUCAUGGAACUCUGGGAGAAAAAUUUAAUUAAUUAGCGUUAUCACCCAUGCCGCCAGGGGGGUAGACGCCUGUGACCACCAUCUUGUUAAUUAAAUGGGAUUCAUAGCGAUUUUGAGAACUUCAAAUGAGGAAAACAAACAAAAAGAAAAAAAAAAACGCCUUAUAGGUUUCUGUGUUGCACAUGACUCAUCUUUGCCAUUGUAACUAAAACAUUUCCACUAGAUCUGCCCAAUUCUGUAUUUAUUUGACUCAAAAAAAAAAAAAAUACUGCUGCAGAAUGGCCUGGAAGGGGGUUGGGGUGUGCUUAAAAAAGGAGGACAGGAAAACAGGGGGAGAAAGAGAGGGGGUGAGGAUGCCUUAUCUGCAGUGUGACUGUCCGUCGUGCCCAUCGCCGCCUGUAUUAGUGCCACUGGAAUUAAUAAAAUUGGAUAAAUGGUGACGAAAA